CGAGAAUGGUAGUUCUCGGUAAAUGACAACUGGAGGGAAGCUGGGCGUUUGUUUACAGGCGGAAGCGUGAGGGGAGUCAGGGAAAGGAGAGGAACUUUCUUUCUCGGAGGGACUGCUUAGAACUCGCGGCGCGCUACGAACAAACUCCCCUCCCGACCCUCGUUUGGAGGGUCUCUGGCAACGCAUGCGCAAAUGGAGGCCAGCCUGACUUGUGCGGUCUGCCUGUCGCUCUUCGAGGAUCCGGUCACGCUGCCCGUCUGCUCUCACAACUUCUGCCGCCAUUGCGUCGUCGAGUGCCUCAACCAAGCCGCCAGCGUCGCAGAGCCUCCUUCCCCUUCCUCCGUAUGGUGGCCCUCUCCUCGAAGCCGUGACCCGCUCCAGGAGAGCCCGCGGGCUCCGGGCCGCGCGUCACGGGACGGAGGCUCGAUUAGCCUGUUGUGCCCGCUGUGCCGCAAGCUCUGCUUGGUGCCUUCCGACGGAGGGGCCUCCGCUUUGCCCGUCAACACCACGCUAGCCGAGGUGGUGAAGCUGUUCAGGGCUGCCAGCUCGGCGAAGCCGAGCCCGGAAGCGACGGCGGAGGAGGCCUCGUCCGCUCUGGCCCCACAGCUGGCUGCCCUGGGCGGUCUCUGCGAGAAGCACCCGGGGCGACCUCUGCAGCUCUACUGCCGGAUGUGCCGUCGUGGGGGCUGCGGGCAGUGCGUGUCGGAAGACCAUCACGGAGUCUUCCAUUCCGUCAACCUCAUCGACACGGUGUACCAGGAGGAGAAACUAGCGUUCUUUAGUAACGUGAAGAAAAUAAGAGAAUUGCAACUGAAACUGAUGAAGGAAGUAUCAGUAUCUCCAAAAGAUGAAAAGGACCUAAUGCAGAAUGAAGAGGAGUUGAUUAAAACUGAAUUUGAAAAACUCUGUAAUGUUUUGCAAACAAGAAAGAAAGAGUUACUUGAAAACCUUGAAAGCCAGAAAAAAAGAAAAGAGAAGGAGCAUCUUAUAUGGAAGAAUAUGAAAGAAGCUCACCAGAAAACAGUUGAAAAUGUUCUGAUCGACUGUGAAAAGCUUUUAGAUGAGUGUGAUCCCCAGCGUUUCUUAGAGAUUGCAUGCAAUUUGAACCAAAGAAUGAAGACUCAACUUGACCUGAUGCAGAUGGCAUCUGGUCAUGAAGAUCAGCCAGAAUGCAAACAAAUACAGCUAGAUACCAAAUCUAUAGUUAAGGAUAUUUUAGCCUUGACUCUCACUGAAGUUAACUUGGAUGUGCUGAAAGCUGACAUUCCUUCAGGAAAUAGUGAACCUUCUAUGUCUGCAAGCCCUGAAAACAAAUGGGAGGAUAAGAAAACUAUACAAGAUAUGUUCUGUCCAGUGCCGGGAGAAGAUGUUUUGGAAAAUGGCAGGAAUAUUCCAACUCAGUAUAUGUCAGUGUCAGCAACUACUAAAUUUCGAAACAUGAGUCAUGAGGAAUUGCGUUAUAUACAUUACAUGAAACGUGAAGUAAAUUCAGAUGAAUUACAGACAGAAACUUUAAAUAAAAGAAAUACAUUGCCAAAAUUUUGGUUUUCAAAAAAGGCAAUUUCAGGAACUGGCUUGUUUUGCCUUGGUGCUGAAGCAAAUAAUCAGAAGAAAUCAAAAAUGCAAGUGCUACAAAGACAAAGUGCCAAUAGAUGUAGUUUGUCUGAUUCCCUUGGUUUUACAUUCAAAACACAAACCCCAAACUUCAAUUUUUGUCGCUCAGAUAGUGCUUUGAAUAUAUUAGAUACAAAAGACACUCAAAAUGACACCAAGAAAACCAACCUGUUGGAAAAUGCCAAUAGAUGUCUUAAGACAGAAAAACUUUUGCCAACUCAUGUAGAAACUUAUCCUUCUAAAACCCAGUUUGCAUUUAUUGCGCACCCAAAUGUAUCUCAGACAGCUAUACAACCAAAGGAGACUUCAAAGCCAGUCUCAACAGGCGUUACAGAGCAUUUUUCAAAUUCUGGUGCCAACUUUGCAGUAUCGACUGCUUCAUCUUUCCAAAAAAAAAAGUUAGUGUUGUCCACUUCCAUUCUGGAAAAUUCUAAAAACAAAGUUUGCAACAUAAGAAAUAUAAAUGGGAACAUCUCUUCAGCUUUCUCUACUACAAUUGCUGCUGCUGCUGCUGCUACUACUAUUAGUACUACCACAGCCAUCAGUUUUAAGCCAAACAUAGUUACUGGAAAACAUUUUUCCUCCCCUUUGCUUUCUGAAAAUAAUUGCAUUCAGACAACUAAACUAAACAUUUCAAAGCAGUCAUCAAUACCUAGAAGUUUCUUUUCAAAUAAUUGUACUUCGGCAGGGAAUACUCCAUGUAUACAUCCUUUCAAAGAAGGUUUCAGAAAUAAUGAGACUUUGAUUUUUCCAGUGGUGCCUUUUAAUAAAACUCAGUAUGCACAUAAUAAAUCAGAAUUUAAAUCAAAACAUGCAUUUGAAAAGAAAUGUGUUUCAUCCAGAAAAAAUGUACCUGUGUAUCAUGAACAAAAAACAUUAGUAUGCCAUUCUUCAUUAUUCUCCAUGGACACAUGUCUAAAAUCUCAAAAUGAUAGUAUUCUUGUUCCUCAGCAAAAUAUAGUCUGUGAUUCAUCUGCAAGCAGCACUUCAGUUUCCAUUGAACAUAAUGAAGAUAGCGAUGUUUUAGAAAGUCAACCAUUGCCUGUCCAAGAACGUAGAUCUCCUUCAAUACUUAAUGAAACAAGUUGCACACCAAAUUCAGAUCCUGAUGUCGAAGAUGUAAGUCAGGUGUCCACUGCUAGUGACCAAAGCACUGCAUCAGAAUAUUUUUCUGUUGCUGAAGAUGUAACAACCCAGCUGGAGACUGAGCAUGUGUAACAGAGUAAAGCAGAUUACAGAGUAUGAAUGUAUAGUUACUAAUUUUCCUUCAGAGAAAAAUGAUCAAGUUUAAUUUCUUUCCUGACAUUUUAGUAGAAUCAGAUACAAUAUUUUGAAGCAUAGUGCCCUCAUUUUUUAUUUUUCUCAUAUUUGAAUGUAAAAUAUUAGCAUUGUCAUUUAGAAUAUUUAUAAUGGGCAUAUAGUUACAAGGAUCUUCACUUGUGAAGUUUAUAUAUAACACCCUGGUUUUGGAUAUGAAUUUAUCUUCAAAAAAACAUCAUUUAUAAAGGCAAUAAUGUAUACUACUUCUCUUUUUCUUAUGAGUUGGCUUUACUUAGUCCUGAUUGAAAUUAGCCUUUUGUUGUUGUUACUCCUAGAGCCUGUGGCUUAAUGUUAGUUUCCUUGUGGUUAAAAUCCAAGGUAAAUCAACAUUAAAUCUCAUGUCUGUUUCCAGUACAGGAAAUCAUGCUUUACAGUAACAGAUUGAACUUUCAAAGCCAACCUAUGAAAGCUCUGAAGUUUGCUUCUCAUUCCCAGGUUUAAAAAACCAUGGUCUCUAAAGCUGGGGUAUAUACCUCUGAUUUAGAACACUGUAAUACUUUCGAUUUUAUUUUGUAUCUGUUUCUACCAUAGAAAGAUCUUCCUUCCAGUCUCUCUGUAAUAAUUAUGUAUUUAAACUUUUGGUAUAUCUGCAAAAUAUCUCUUCCUAAUACAAUAUGGGAACUCAUGUUAAUAGAAUUCUGCUAAAAGCUGUUAGAAUUAGUAAUCUACCUGACUUGCUCAGCAGCAGAAAUAAUAUAACCAGUAUUUGGAACAUGAUAGUUCAAUUAAUUUAGAAGAUAAGGUACUAAAAUAAACUGCUUUAUAUAUAAUAUCCAGUAAUGUAUUCUCUAUGUCAUGUUGAACAUAUUAAUACCAUAUGGAAUACUCAAUUUUACAAAAUAAAUUCUAAAA
This is a messenger RNA of Python bivittatus (Burmese python), 3786 nucleotides long. RefSeq lists its product as uncharacterized. NCBI's taxonomy places the organism in Eukaryota, Metazoa, Chordata, Lepidosauria, Squamata, Pythonidae. The record is from RefSeq and is a predicted model, not a curated record. Gene Ontology annotation, molecular function: zinc ion binding.